AUGUUUCAAUGCGAACAGUGCCCUUCGGUUUUCACCAUGAAACAAAAUUUGACUAACCAUCAAAAGAAGCAUGCGGGUAUACGUUUUCCGUGCACUGUAUGUCCUUCGACAUUCACAUACAAGUCUGGCCUCAUCAAACAUACGAAGAACAUUCAUGGUAUCGUCAACGUUCCGGCUCAUUUGAGACCAGCUACGCCGAUCACCGCUCAACCAGCACGUCCAAGCGUCAAACAGCUCGCACCUCUUGCCGCUCUGCAGGGAGAUAUUCAAAUCGCGCCGCAGAUAUUUGUCCCCGAUGUUCCUGCUGGUGGCUCGAACAUGAUGUCCGAGGACGAGAUUUGCAUGGCAGCUAUGGACGAAUUCGAAGAUACAGGUUAG
Macrosiphum euphorbiae (potato aphid) is the source of this 378-nucleotide messenger RNA. The record is from the annotation of a GenBank genome assembly. NCBI's taxonomy places the organism in Eukaryota, Metazoa, Arthropoda, Insecta, Hemiptera, Aphididae.